Rosa chinensis is the source of this 2013-nucleotide messenger RNA. RefSeq lists its product as uncharacterized. The record is from RefSeq and is a predicted model, not a curated record. Bases 115 to 1941 code for a protein of 608 amino acids. NCBI's taxonomy places the organism in Eukaryota, Viridiplantae, Streptophyta, Magnoliopsida, Rosales, Rosaceae. The transcript has 10 exons.
UCAUCACAAUCAAUCUCAGCAAAAGCUUGUUCCGAAGUUCAGGCUCUGUUACUAAUCUGGUAAAACAAGAUGAUGAUAAUGGGUGUGUAGCUUUGGUGGUGGGAGUACUAGAUAAUGGGCCCAACAAAAUCUGCCUCAAUACCGAAGAAGUCAAAGGAUAAGGGAGUGAAGCGGAAGAAAACUAAGUCAUCAAAAAAGUCAAAUUCGACAUCAACUGAUGCAUCCAUUUCUGAUAAAAAUGGGAAAUCUAAUAGGAAGGAUGAAGAGACCGGAGGUCUGAAGCUACUUAAGCGGCAUUGUGUGACAAUGUCACGUAUUUCAAGGCGCAAGAGCUUGAGGCAGAAGAAAGUGGUUCUCUUCAACGCAAAAGGGACUCCAUGCGGGAAGGUAGCAAAGGAAAUGCAAUCAUAUAUUGGUGUCUUAGCUCGUAGAAAGAUACCAAUCAUAAGGACUACUUGGAGAACUAUCAAGAACCAUAUUGGAGGUGUCACAGCUGAGGAGAAAGAGAAAAUCUGGUUACGUGUGCAGGGAGCAUUUGAGAUUGGUCCUGAAAAAAGGAAAAUCGUAUUGGAAUCAGCUGCAUCAAAAUGGAGGGAAUUCAAGUCCCGGCUCACAAGGCAUUACAUUAUGCCUUACUUGGAUGACCCUGAAUCCUUGAAGUUUCCUCCGGAUGAUUAUAGAUUCAUCAAUAAGGAUCAUUGGACCCAAUUUGUGGCUGAACGGACAAACCCACAAUUUAUUGAAGUGCGUAGGUUGGCACAAGCUAGGCGUGCGAAGAAUAAGUAUCCCCACCGAAUGUCCCGUAAGGGAUAUGCUGGGUUGGAGGAAGAGCUGUCUACAACAAUGGAGGAGGAUGAAAUUGAUAGAGCGACACUAUGGAUCGCUGGACGACAGACCAAGCAGGGAACCUUCAAGGAUGAAGGGACGAAGCAGUGCGCUGAAAAAAUUAGGGACUUGAAGGAGAAGGUUGCUAGUGGAGAAUUAAGCACUAGUGGAAGUAAUGAUGUGUUAACCUUGGCUUUGGGCACUCCUGAGCAUGGUGGUAGAGUGCGAGGGGUGGGAGCUUAUGUGAAUCCCUCAUCUUAUUUUCACACCCCUAAACGUAGAAGGGAGAGCAUCCAAGAGACUAUUCGAAUCAGUGUGCAAAAAAUACUUGAAGAACAAAAAGAUAAGAUCAUUGAAGAGGCCAAGCAACAGGCAAUUAAAGAAGAGAGGGCAUUUUGGGUUCAUAAGCUUGCACAGCUGGAAGCAAAGGUAGACGCAAGGGAGGUUGGGAAAGUAGCUAGUUCUCCAGCAAUGCUAGAGAAAUACAUUCUGCAUGGAUCUGGGCAAGGCAGUUGUUCACAAACUGCAGGUCCAACAUGUGAUGAAGAUCGAUAUGCUCAAGUGCAAGACGAGGUACUGAAUGUUGUGGAUGGGAAAGCAAUUCAGAAAGCUUUGGUUGUAAUUGAGGAGAAAGCAAUGGAAUGUAAAAACAAAGUUUCAAAGAGGAAGGAGUGUGAUGGAAAAUUUGUUUUCAACUCCAAUAAAAAGGAUGAGCUAAGCAAGUUGAGUGAGCAUGAAAAGAAACAAGUGGCUGACCAUGGAGUUGAGGGACAAUUAGCUGGAGAGAAAGUGGUACAAGGAGUUGAGACUAGUGCCAAGUUCGCAUUAGGUUCAGUUGAUCAUAUUGUAGCUCUUGGCACUGUGAUGGAACACAAUGACCCCUCCCAACUUUGUCAUGGUUAUCCACUAGGGGAUAAUAAUUUGCGUGUUUCAGUCUCUGUUGCAAUUGAGGAGAACGCCUUAGUUCAGUUUUCUGUGGGUGAUGAAAUACGAACUGUUAGGCAGGCCAUGGGGAGUUGGGUACCAUGGCCGAAAGAGCUUGUCAUAAUGUCACCUGUGAAGAAACCUGAGAGGAGGAGAAAAAAAGAAAGUGGUGCAGGAAGACGAACUCUCUGAGGAUGAGUUGAGCCUACAAUCAUUGGCAGCUUCCUUACCAAAUUCAUUGAGCAUGUUGUGCAUGUGGGGUGA